GGGCGCGGCGGGCGCGGCGCCAUCUACGUGUGGGCGUCAGGCAACGGCGGGUCGCGCGGCGACAACUGCGACUGCGACGGCUACAUCGGCAGCAUCUACACGCUGGCCGUGGGCAGCGCGUCGCAGCGCGGCCAGUUCCCCUGGUACGGCGAGCGCUGCGCCGCCACCAUGGCCACCACCUACUCCAGCGGCGCCUACACCGACCAGAUGAUCGCAACGACCGACUUGGGUAACACAUGCACAGUGAAGCACACUGGCACGUCCGCAUCAGCGCCCCUGGCGGCCGGGAUCAUCGCCCUCGCCCUCGAAGUCAACCCCGAGCUGACGUGGCGCGACGUGCAGCACCUGGUGGUGUGGACGUCGGAGUACGCGCCGCUGAGCGACAACGAGGGCUGGCGGCGCACGGCGGCGGGCUUCUGGGUGAACACGCGCUUCGGCUUCGGCCUGAUGAACGCCGCGUCGCUGGUGGCGCACGCCGCCAACUGGACCACCGUGCCGCCCGCCGCCCUCUGCCUC
Gryllus bimaculatus (two-spotted cricket) is the source of this 516-nucleotide messenger RNA. The record is from the annotation of a GenBank genome assembly. NCBI's taxonomy places the organism in Eukaryota, Metazoa, Arthropoda, Insecta, Orthoptera, Gryllidae.